Molecule: messenger RNA, 3306 nt
Organism: Cygnus atratus (black swan)
Lineage: Eukaryota; Metazoa; Chordata; Aves; Anseriformes; Anatidae
Product: guanylate-binding protein 1-like
Exons: 15
Coding region: 37-3273 (1078 amino acids)
Molecular function (GO): GTPase activity; GTP binding
Source: RefSeq, a predicted model, not a curated record
GCCGGAGGCGGAGCCGGGACCGGGGCCGGGACCGCCAUGGCCGCACCGCCGCCGGUCCCGCUGCUGCUGGCGGCGCCGGGGGGGCCGUGGGGGGGCCCGAGGCUCUUCCCCCGGGCCCUGGCCGCCCUGCGGGGGGCACCGGCCCCCGUCCACGUCGUGGCCGUCUUCGGGCCGAGGGGCAGCGGGAAAUCCUUCCUGCUGGACCAGCUGGCGGGGCCGGGCGGCGCGUUCCCCAGCAGCCCCGGGCUGUGGCUGCGCUGCCGCCCGCACCCGACACAGCCGGGCCACGCGCUGGUGCUGCUGGACGCCGGCGGCUUCCCCGUGCCGGGGGACGAGGAUGACGAUGUGGAGGACCCCUGGUUCCUGCAGCUCCUGGUGCUGCAGCUGCUGCUCGCCAGCGUCUUCGUCUACAGCAGCGGGGCCGUGGCCGAGCCGCAGGAGGAGCUCGAGCGCCUGACCUACGUCCAGGCGCUGCCAUGCCGCCUGCGGCUGUUGGAAGAGGAGGAGGACGAGGAGGACGAAGGCGCGCUGCUGCGCACCGUGCUGCCGCCCUUCGUCUGGAGCCUGCGCGGCGCCGCCGUGCCGCCCGAGGAUGAGGCCGUGCUGGAGGCUGAAGGCCACGAGCUGCGGGCGGCGCUGGGAACCCCCCCAGGCCUGGAGGCGCCGGUGACGCGCCGCGUCCUCACGCUGUUCCCCGAGCACAAGCUGUUCCGCCUGGAGGCCGGCAGCACCGGCGGCCUGCCGAGGCUCUGCGCCCACCUCCUCAGCUGCGGCCCCAAGACAGGGCUGAGCGGGGAGCGCGUCGGCGGCGCCUACCUGGCGGCGCUGGCGGAGCGGGCGGCGGAGGCGCUGCACGGGGCCGAGCCGCUGCGGGUGGCGCGGCUGUGCCAGGAGGCGGAGGCGGCGGCGCUGCAGCAGGAUGAGGCCGAGGACGUCGCCAGGCUGUGGCGCGGGGAAGAGGUCGCACAACCGGACGCUGCUGACGCGUGGUGGAGCGGAGCCGACACCAAGUGGGGUGACAACGGUGACGCCGUCACGGAGAAGGAGCUCGCCGACGCGUGGAACGGUGACACCGUGUCACAACGGGACGUCAACGGGUGGCAAGGUGACACCGUGACGGAAGAGGACAUCGCCAACGCGUGGUAUGGUGACGCCGCCACUCAACGGGACGUCAACGCGUGGCACGGUGACGCUGUCAAGGAAGAGGACGAGGUUGAAAUCUGGUGUGGUGGCACCGCCACCCAACGGGACGUCAACCAGAGCAACGGUGACACUGCCACCCAACAGGACAUCAACGCGUGGCACGGUGACGCCGCCCCACCACACGAUGCCGUCGCCUGGCUCGAUGGCGCCAGCCCCUGGCAGGACAACGCCAGCCUGGCAGCGGGGGACACGCCGGAGGCGGUGCCGCAGCCCCAGGGGAGCCCGAUGGGGGCCCCCCUGUGCCUGGUGCGGAAUGAGGCCGGGGGGCGGCUGGUGCUGAGCCGCCGGGCGCUGGAGGUGCUGCGCGGCAUCGGGCAGCCCGUGGUGGUGGUGGCCAUCGCGGGGCCCUACCGCACCGGCAAGUCCUUCCUCAUGAACCGGCUGGCGCAGCGGCGCACUGGCUUUCCCCUGGGUCACACGGUGCAGGCGCAGACCAAGGGGAUCUGGAUGUGGUGCCUGCCACACCCACGCCGGGCCAACACCACCCUGGUGCUGCUGGACACCGAGGGGCUGGGGGACCCCAACAAGGGCGACAGCCGCAACGAUGCCUGGAUCUUCACGCUGGCGCUGCUGCUCUCCAGCACCCUGGUGUACAACAGCCUCGGCACCAUCGACCAGCAGGCGCUGGAGAACCUCGGGGUGGUGACGGCGCUGACGGAGCGGGUGCGGGUGCGGGCAGGGGACAGCAGGGACGCGGCAGCAGCCGACUUCGUGCGCUUCUUCCCCGGCUUCGUCUGGGCCGUGCGGGAUUUCGUGUUGGAGCUGUCGCAGGACGGGCAGCGCAUCACUGAGGACGAGUACCUGGAGAACGCGCUGCGCCUGCAGCCCGGGAGCAGCCGUGUGGUGCAGGAGCAGAACGAGCUGCGGCGCUGCCUGCGCGACUUCUUCCCCGAACGCAAGUGCUUCGUGAUGCUGCCGCCGGCCAAGCCUCAGGCCAUGAAGCAGCUGGAGGAGCUCGACGAGGGGCAGCUGUGCCCCGGCUUCCUGCGGCAGGCCGACGCCUUCUGCCGGCACGUCUGGGACAAGGCCCCGGUGAAGGCGCUGCCGGGGCGGCAGGCGGUGACGGGCAGCAUGCUGGCGAGCCUGGCGGAGAGGUACGUGGCGGCCAUCGCCAGCAGCGGGGUGCUGUGCCUGGAGAGCGCGGUGAUGGCGCUGGCGACGGCCGAGAACACGGCGGCGGUGGCGGCGGCAGUGGCCGAGUACAAGCAGCGCAUGGAGCGGGAGCUGAAGCUGCCCACGGCCUCGCAGGAAGUGCUGGGGGAUGUGCAUCGGCGCUGCGAACGCCGCGCCCUCGCCCUCUUCAUGGCGCGCGUCUUUGCUGACAAGGAGCAACGCUACCAGGGCCAGCUGAUGCACGAGCUGGAGGCGGCCAAGGAGGAGUUCUGCCGGCGCAACGAGGCGGCCUCGGCGGAGCGGUGCCGCGCGGUGCUGCGGGAGCUGUGGCAGGACGUGGAGCAGCGCCUGGACCGUGGGGAGUACGCCGUGCCGGGGGGCUCGCGCCGCUUCCAGGAGCGCCUGGGGGAGCUGAUGGAGGAGUACCACCGGCGGCCUGGCAAGGGGGUGAAGGCGGCGGCGGCGCUGGAGGAGUUCCUGCGGGAGCGCGAGGUGCUGGCGCGGGCGCUGUGUGCGGCCGACCAGCAGCUGUCGGAGCGUGAGAGGGAGCGGGUGGCCAGCGAGGCGCUGGCAGCAGCAGCGGCGUCAGCGGUGGCGGAGGCCACGAAGGCGUUUGAGGCACGGCAGGAGGAGCAGCAACGCAGCUUCAAGGAGCACCAGAGGCAGCUGGAGGAGCGGCUGUGGCGCGAGCAGUGGGCGAUGCUGGAGGAGCAGGAGCGCAUCAUUGAGCACAAGCUGCAGGAGCAGCGGGCGCUGCUGCAGGAAGGCUUCAAGGAAGAGGCUGAGAAGCUGCGGAAGCAGAUCGAGAAGCUGCGGGAGGAGAAGGAGGAGAUCAAGAAGCCGUCGUGGCGCAGAAGGGCGCUGGAUGGGCUCGGCAUCGUCGCCGACAUCUUCCUGCCGGGCCUGGCGCGGGUCGCGGUCUCGGGGGCCCUGCGGCUGAUACGGCGCGUGUUGUGACCUCGGUGCAACCCCAAUAAAUUCCUGCCUCCA